Molecule: messenger RNA, 816 nt
Organism: Aspergillus eucalypticola CBS 122712
Lineage: Eukaryota; Fungi; Ascomycota; Eurotiomycetes; Eurotiales; Aspergillaceae
Product: peroxiredoxin
Exons: 5
Coding region: 40-708 (222 amino acids)
Biological process (GO): cell redox homeostasis; cellular response to oxidative stress; cellular oxidant detoxification
Cellular component (GO): mitochondrion; cytosol
Molecular function (GO): peroxiredoxin activity
Source: RefSeq, a predicted model, not a curated record
GUUCAUAACCACCCCUCUACACCUCCCCUCACUUUCACAAUGGCCCAGGAACGUGCUCCUCUCCGUCUCGGCUCCGUUGCCCCCAACUUCGACGCCGACUCCUCCAACGGCCCUAUCUCUUUCCACGACUUCAUUGGCGACAGCUGGGCUAUCCUGUUCUCCCACCCCGAUGACUUCACUCCCAUUUGCACCACUGAGCUCGGUGCUUUCGCCAAGCUCGAGCCCGAGUUCACUGCUCGUGGCGUCAAGCUCAUCGGUCUGAGCGCCAACGGCACCGAGUCCCACCACGCCUGGAUCAAGGAUAUCGAUGAGGUCAACGGCUCGAACCUCAAGUUCCCCAUCAUCUCCGACCCCGAGCGCAAGGUUGCCUACCUGUACGACAUGGUCGACUACCAGGACACCACCAACGUUGACGCCAAGGGCAUGGCUCUCACCAUCCGUUCCGUCUUCAUCAUCGACCCCAGCAAGAAGAUCCGUCUGAUCAUGUCCUACCCCGCCUCCACUGGUCGUAACACCGCUGAGGUCCUCCGUGUUGUCGACGCUCUGCAGACCACUGACAAGCACGGUGUCACCUGCCCCAUCAACUGGCUCCCUGGUGACGACGUUGUCAUCCCCCCUCCCGUCUCCACUGAGGACGCUCAGAAGAAGUUCGGUGACAUCCGCAUUGUCAAGCCUUACCUUCGCUUCACCUCCCUUAAGAAGGAGUAAAUCAAGGCAGAUUAUGACAAUGUCCCGCCCGAUCCUCGUCAACUCAAUCUCAUACAGAUGGGUGGCGUACCGAUCAUGAUAAAUAAAACAUGUUGUGACGGGGUUGGU